Molecule: messenger RNA, 1454 nt
Organism: Anastrepha obliqua
Lineage: Eukaryota; Metazoa; Arthropoda; Insecta; Diptera; Tephritidae
Exons: 5
Coding region: 29-1327 (432 amino acids)
Source: RefSeq, a predicted model, not a curated record
UAACUGCAUUCAAAUCGUAGUCGCAGUGAUGAGGUCUCAGCGGAGUGUUCUACGAGUACAACUCAAAUCAAUUAUGCUGGUGAAACAACCUUUCGUCGUGGUUGCGACUGUAGGCCUAACUGUGCUGUUCCUGAGCAUUACCAAUUCUCACGCCGAGUGUUUGCUAAAUGUGUAUAGCAAUUUGCCCGUGAUAAUGAAAUCGGAUAAUGUCAAUCGGAUUAUGUACGCACAGGAGGAGGGCGUGAUCAAGAUGAAUGAAACGGAUGAGGUGGAGGUGCACUGCUUACAUGGCAUUUCUAUUCAAACGAAAUUAAACAGUGGGCCACAGAAUGUCAACACCGGUGGUAGCAAGCAAUUCAAAUGCUACAAAGGCUACAGAGUGCACUAUAGGAAUGCAAACGACAGCAUUUACAAGGAUGUGAACGUGAAUUCGGUGUAUCUUUCCUGCCAGGAUCCAUGGACGUUGACGCUUUACGAGAGCAGCACAAAAUUGCCAAAUUGCAAAUCGUACAUGAACUAUGCGAUGGGCCUCGCCGUGCCGAAUGUGAAAGACAUCAUAUCGGCGGGCAUGUGCUAUGAUCUGGACACACUCUCACUGAAGUAUGUCAAUUACUUGGCAUACCGACCUAAAUAUGAUGAAAUUAUUGAGCUGAACAGUUCGGCUUUGAGCAAAAAUCAAUUGAUUGUAAAUUUUAAAACCAAAUUAGGAAAUCUUAAUACAUAUUUUUCAUUUAUGAGUCAAGGCGAGUUCAGUAUGGAAUUGGAAAACGUAAAGGAAAAAGAGUCCAUAUUGGAAAAUUAUGAUUUCGAUUAUGUGAGCCUGUUGCAGGACGGUCCCCUUCAGGAUGAGUUUGCCGAAUUCACACACAUAUUCAACACAAUGUGGUGGCGCAAUUUGCGCAUUGGCAAUUGGCGUUUCUUCCUGGAUGCACUGGCCGCACGUUCUAGGGUGCUCUCGUACAGAGUUUAUGUGGGCACUUCGGGCCAAAUGCGACUCCCAGACACUUCGAAUGCUAAUAGAACUGCUGAAGGAAAUACUUUAACGGUGGAGGCCGGUAGUUUAGUUGUACAGCCACCAGCCUACAUUUGGUCAUAUUUGAAAUCGCUCAAAGACGAUGUGAAUGAAGACUUUGUUGUCAUCGCCUUUAACUCGCCAUAUUAUUAUUUGAAAAGUACGGCGAUAUUCUGUCAUGAUAUAUGCGACAAGAUUGAUUGGCUUAAGAAUAGCAAAUUUGGUCAUACCCGUUUGAUGCCAACCUUCGGUAUCACAUUCUGUUGCCGUCCAGAAGAAGUGGCACGCACCUUCAAGCAAUUUCCCUUGGAUUAGUACCGCAUCGUUUAGACAAUAUGAAAGAUAUAAUUAUAAUUAUAUAUUAUACAUGAGUGUGUAUUUAAAGUUAGCUUUAAUAAGUUUAUAAUAAAGACGCAUUGAAUGCGCGGAUUUAAAAUGAAAA